CCGGACGCCAUCUGGUCAGCGCUCUCAACCGCCUGCGCAUUUACAUAAUACCGCAGCACGCGCUGAAACUAGAUGUGCAUCUUAUGCCCUCAUCAUUGACAUCGAAGACAUGUUGCAAGUGAAGGAAGGCUCGCUCGCUUCCCGGAGUGCAUCUCCACGGGAUGUUGUAGUAGUAGGAGGCGGUGUUAUUGGUCUCACUACUGCGCUCGUUCUGUCCCGCGACCAGUCCCUUCGCGUGACGCUCGUUGCAAAACAUCUACCGGGCGAUUCCAGUCCCCAUUAUACCUCUCCAUGGGCAGGUGCUAAUUUUCUACCCUUCUCUGCUACCGGUACUAAAGAGCAUCGGUGGGAGCGCGAUACAUGGCCUGCACUUGCUGCCUUGGCUACAGACUGUCCGGACACCGGCAUACACUUUCAGGACACGAUACUUUACACGAGGCGCAAAGACUGUGUUGACGCCACAGCCUCAGUCCAAUGCGGACUGCACUCGCCAGAACCAUGGUUCAAGGAUCUCCUGCCAAAUUUUAGAAUUGAUUACACAACCGUCGCCAACUCGCCAGAAGUCAUGUUCACGACACACUUCACAAGUGUCUGUAUCAACCCAGCCCUCUAUCUACCCUGGCUGCUCGGCCAGUGCUUGAGACAUGGCGUCCAGGUCAAACGCGCAUCUCUUCAUCACAUUCUUGAUGCCGCAAAACUGCACCAUACUGGACUGACAGCUGAUGUUGUAAUCAAUUGUACGGGCUUGGGAGCCGCACAACUCCACGGCGUACGUGACUCGACAGUCGUGCCUGUGCGCGGUCAGACGAUUCUUGUCAAUUCUGAUCCUGGCUGUAUGAUUGGAGUAUCUGGUUCGGAUGAAGGCCCCGAAGAGCUGACCUACGUCAUGAAACGCGCAGGGGGAGGGGGGACUGUCCUUGGCGGAUCAUAUCAUAGAGCACUGGCCAAGCCCGAGGCAGAUUCGGGCCUCGCGGCGCGUAUUUUGCGUCGAUGCGUCUCCUACUGUCCUCAGCUUGCGCAAAAGCUUCAAGAGCAAGGCACCUUGGACACUCUUUCCCACAGGGUAGGCUUCAGACCAUGCCGGACAGCCGGCCCAAGGGUGGAGCAGGAGCGUAUUGGCAACAUCAAUAUAGUCCACAAUUAUGGUCAUGGUGGUUUCGGGUAUCAGACGAGCUAUGCAUGCGCAUACGACGUUGCAAAGAUGGUACACGCCAUGGCUGCGUCCCGGCCGCUGGCAAAGCUGUAGACUUGAUUACUGAGUGGUAUUUCGAAGAUUAUGACACAAAAGAGGCGUUUUAAGAAGGUCUAUACGACGAUGAAUAAUCGAAACUAUUGCUAUGCAAAGUAUCCUGGUUGGGUACGACUUUGCAGACAAUCAAAGAUCCUCGCCCUGACCAGUAGAUGAGUUCUACCUUAUAAGUCCUGCUGCAAUGCUAUUGGGGUUGUUGUCAAGAUGUUCAUCAGCGCUCACGCAAGUCGUUCUCUCUCAAUAGAUUGCACAGGCAUUUCGUGAGUCUCUUCUCAGCGUGAUAAGCCGAU
Messenger RNA from Dothidotthia symphoricarpi CBS 119687, 1539 nucleotides. Its product is annotated as FAD dependent oxidoreductase. The transcript is spliced from 6 exons. The record is from RefSeq and is a predicted model, not a curated record. NCBI's taxonomy places the organism in Eukaryota, Fungi, Ascomycota, Dothideomycetes, Pleosporales, Dothidotthiaceae. Gene Ontology annotation, molecular function: FAD binding; D-amino-acid oxidase activity. The coding region runs from base 110 to 1246 and encodes 378 amino acids.